AAAUAAAAUGCAGUUUUUUUAAGUGUCGCCGCGUCAAUUACGUAGAUCCGUUUUAAGUAUUACAUUACAGCAUAAGUUGACUUGUUUUAGUGUUCAUAUUUUAUUUAGUAUUAGAACUAUUGUUGCUAGCACCCCCACUGACCCAUACACACACCAACACCACCACCACCACCACUACCACCACCAAGAACAACAAAAACACGGCAACUAGAGCGACACCAAAUAGUUUUUUUUAUGUUAAAUUUUAUGUCCAUUUUUGGUGAAUAAUUUUUGCCAAAGGGAAAAACGGCAGAGCAGCAAGAAACGCAAUGAAAUGAGAUUUAACUGGCUAAGCGACUACUUGGCCACUAUCGUAAACACAAGCGCUUUUUUCGAGGCAAGCACACGUCAUCUGGCAGGGCUGCACCAGCAGCUGGCUCCACGGAAUAUUUAUUGCAACAUUAAGUCCACAUCGGCUGAAGCGCUGGAGCAUAUACUAAUAGCAUGCGGGGUGUAUUUUCUAAUAUGCCUCGGUCUCUACAAGCUCACAUUCUGGUUGUCGGCGACGGGAGCGGGUGCGACAACGGGAGGAGCAUCAGCGCCCAUGCUCGGCUCAAAUAACAACAAAGCUAGCGGCGAUACGGCGAGCAGUGGCUUACGCAGAACAUUGCAGAAUGGCCUUCAUUUGCGUAGUGUUCAUCUGCCGAGAGCGGCGAUUUCGGGUCGCGUGCUGCUGGUGACCGCUCACCCGGAUGAUGAGUGCAUGUUCUUUGGGCCAUUAAUCUAUUCACUUGUGCAGCGCGCCGACUGCCAAGUCUAUGUGCUGUGCCUCUCAAAUGGCAACUUUGAGCAACAAGCGCAGUUGCGACGUGAGGAGCUGUUUCGGGCAUGCAAACGUUUAGGCGUUGUGGAAUCAAAUGUGAUAUUGGUAAAUGCCACCAAUUUGCCAGAUGAUCCGAAUGUUGAGUGGCGUCCGGAUGCAGUUGCCGGCCUUAUAUUGCACACGGUUGAGAGUCUUGAUAUACAGGCGAUAUUCACCUUCGAUCGUGAUGGUGUCAGCUCGCAUCCCAAUCAUUGUGCUGUGUAUUAUGCGGCCGCCUCAUUGUGUUUAGCCAAUUUAUUGCCUAAGGCUUGCAAAUUUUAUACGCUCGACUCGAUCAAUUUGGCACGCAAAUAUCUAUCAGUCUUCGAUUUGCUGUGCACUUGCUUUAUGUCCACACAUUGGUGCAUUCUGAGCUGGAAGGAAGCGGCGAUUGUUAGAGGCGCCAUGCUGGAGCAUCAGUCACAAAUGAAAUGGUUCCGUUGGCUGUACAUUUAUACAUCGCGCUAUAUGUACAUUAAUUCAAUGCGCGAAGUUAACCUCUCGGAUAUCGAACUAGAAAUGCAAAUUCAUGAUCAUUAGGGGAGGCAGCAGGCGAGUGAAUUUCGAUUCGAAAUGAAUGUAUUGUGAAAAAAACACCAAAAGACAAACUACCUUCAUUAAUGUGCGCUUGGCAAUUACCAAGUCCAA
This is a messenger RNA of Drosophila busckii, 1489 nucleotides long. RefSeq names its product N-acetylglucosaminyl-phosphatidylinositol de-N-acetylase (gene PIG-L). Lineage: Eukaryota; Metazoa; Arthropoda; Insecta; Diptera; Drosophilidae. Gene Ontology annotation, molecular function: N-acetylglucosaminylphosphatidylinositol deacetylase activity. The transcript has 4 exons. The record is from RefSeq and is a predicted model, not a curated record. The coding region runs from base 314 to 1381 and encodes 355 amino acids. Gene Ontology annotation, cellular component: endoplasmic reticulum. Gene Ontology annotation, biological process: GPI anchor biosynthetic process.